This is a messenger RNA of Drosophila montana, 1601 nucleotides long. Its product is annotated as equilibrative nucleoside transporter 1-like. Gene Ontology annotation, cellular component: plasma membrane. Gene Ontology annotation, biological process: nucleoside transmembrane transport. The coding region runs from base 16 to 1497 and encodes 493 amino acids. Gene Ontology annotation, molecular function: nucleoside transmembrane transporter activity. NCBI's taxonomy places the organism in Eukaryota, Metazoa, Arthropoda, Insecta, Diptera, Drosophilidae. The transcript is spliced from 5 exons. The record is from RefSeq and is a predicted model, not a curated record.
GAAGAGCAACACAAAAUGCAACGCGACGGAGAUCAGCAGCGGCUGCUGGGUGAGGAUCAGCAGCAGCAGGCGGAGGAGCAGCAGGACGAACAGAUGCUGGGCAGCGAGCACAUCGCGCCCGCUGGCAUUGGCUUUGUGCCCGCCUUUUCGCCACAGUACGACGUCGACGAUGACGAACGCUGCCUGCUCGUACGGGAACGGGAGCGGGACGAGGUGGUGCAGCUGACGAAUGCGCCCAGUGCAGGCGCCGCGUUAACCUAUUGCGUCUUCUACCUGCUCGGCAUUGGCACCAUGACGCCCUGGAACUUUUUCGUCACCGCCGAAGAUUAUUGGAAAUACAAAUUCCGCAACACAACGUUCAAUGAUACACAUCCCGAGGAGGAGCUGACGCCGCUCCAGAAGAGCUUCACCUGUGACCUGGCCCUGACCGCGACCAUUUCGGGCACCACGUUCCUCCUGCUGAACGCCGUCUAUGGACAUUAUGUGUCGCUGCGUGCCAAGAUGCUGGGCACGCUGUGCACGAUACUCGUGCUCUUUGGCAUCACCACGGGCUUCGUUGAGGUCGACACGGAUCGGUGGCAGGAGCAGUUCUUUCUUAUCACGCUCAUCAUUGUGGUCAUACUGAACAUUAGCUCGGCGACCAUGUCGGGCGCCCUGUACGGCGUCGCUGGCCUCUUUCCCUCGGAGUAUAUGACAGCUGUGGUCAGUGGCCAGGCGCUGGGCGGCAUACUCACUGCCCUGGCGUUCAUUUUGGUGCUCGCCUUCGAUGCGGGCCCCUCAGCCACCGCCUUUGUGUUCUUCAUCAUGGGCGCCCUGCUGAUCUUCUUCUGCAUCGUCUGCUACUCUGUGAUGGCGCGCCAGGCGUACUUUAAGUAUUAUCUGGAGGGCGGCGAUAAGUUCAAAGUGAUUAGCGCCCUGCCCGCGCAUAGCCGCAACGACGAGUCGGGCGUGCCCCUCGAGCCGAUGCUCAAGCAAGUGUUGGGCAAAAUCUACAUUCAGGCCGUCUGCCUCGCCCUGCUGUAUGCGACAACACUCUCCGUUUAUCCGUCGGUGACGGUGCUUAUGCAAUCGGAGCAUUCCGCCAGUCACACCGAGUGGAGUGAUGUUUACUACCUGCCCGUUGUGAAUUAUUUGUUCUUCAAUUGCGGCGAUUACGUUGGGCGCCUGAUUGCCGGCUGGCUGGAGAGUCCCAGGAACGAGCAGACGACGCUGCUCUGGACCGUGGUGCGUGUGCUGUUUGUGCCCUGCUUUCUCUGCUCGAACAGCAGCGAGCACCACUUCCUGCCCACGCUGGUGCAGCACGACCUCACCUUCAUGGCCAUGAUCAUAGCCUUUGCGCUCUCCAACGGCUAUCUGACCAACAUACUGCUCAUCAUGGCGCCAAGAAGCGUCGAUCAGCAUGAGAAGGAACUGGCCGCCUCCAUAAUGGCCGCCUCCCUGAGCGUGGGCAUGGCCGUCGGCUCGUUGCUGAGCUUGGCAUUUGUGCAAAUGUUGUGACCGCCUUCUGGCCGCCCCUAUCCGCCCGUAUCCUCCCGUAUGGUGCCUUAGAAAUCUUUGUUUAUAUUUUUUUAACUAUCGAUAGCUAAUUAUAUCUAUAUUUU